Messenger RNA from Protobothrops mucrosquamatus (brown spotted pit viper), 1488 nucleotides. RefSeq names its product intraflagellar transport protein 56. The record is from RefSeq and is a predicted model, not a curated record. Gene Ontology annotation, biological process: intraciliary transport involved in cilium assembly; intraciliary anterograde transport. Lineage: Eukaryota; Metazoa; Chordata; Lepidosauria; Squamata; Viperidae. Gene Ontology annotation, cellular component: ciliary basal body; intraciliary transport particle B; ciliary base. Gene Ontology annotation, molecular function: protein binding; intraciliary transport particle B binding.
ACAGAGACUUUGGUGAGGCAGAGCAGCAACAGACGACCGUUGCUUUUAUGAAGCAGGCCUGUGGGCAAGAUGAUGCUCUCACGGCUGAAACCCGCUGUUGGAGGCGCGCCUCAAUCAGCGGAUAAACGCAGAAAGAAAGGCAAACGGCUGCCGCAGCUGGAAGAAUUAUUAACUCAGCGAGAUUUCACUGGGGGCAUUGCCCUUUUAGAGUUUAAGUGUCAGGUUGGAGAACAGGAGGAAGAUGCAGACCUCUGGAUUGGAUAUUGUGCUUUCCAUCUGGGUGACUACAAGAAAGCACUGGAGGAAUAUGAAGAUUUAACCAAGGGAUCUACCUGCAACCCUGAUGUGUGGGUGAAUCUAGCAUGCACUUACUUUUUCUUGGGAAUGUAUACAGAAGCUGAACAGGCUGCUUUGAAAGCUCCCAAGAGUAGACUUCAGAACCGUCUGUUGUUCCAUCUAGCACACAAGUUUGGUGAUGAGAAGAAACUGAUGAGCUUCCAUCAGAAUUUGCAGGAUAUAACAGAAGACCAGCUUAGUUUAGCAUCUAUACACUACAUGCGAUCUCAUUAUCAAGAAGCUAUUGAUAUCUACAAACGCAUAUUGCUUGAUAACAGGGAAUAUCUGGCCCUCAAUGUAUAUGUGGCCUUGUGUUACUACAAGCUGGAUUACUAUGAUGUCUCUCAAGAGGUGCUAGCUGUUUACCUUCAACAGGUUCCUGAUAGUACCAUUGCUCUUAACUUAAAGGCUUGUAAUCAUUUCCGACUCUACAAUGGGAAAGCUGCUGAGGCAGAGCUUAAAAGUUUGAUGGACAGUGCCUCAACAUCAUUUGAAUUUGCUAAAGAGCUCAUUAAGCAUAACUUGGUGGUAUUCCGAGGAGGUGAAGGAUCUCUCCAAGUACUCCCUCCACUGGUUGAUGUAAUUCCUGAAGCUAGACUGAAUCUAGUCAUUUACUAUCUUCGGCAAGAUGAUGUACAGGAGGCUUACAACUUGAUUAAAGAUUUGGAACCUACAACCCCACAGGAAUAUAUUCUGAAAGGAGUAGUGAAUGCAGUACUUGGGCAGGAAAUGGGUUCAAGAGACCAUUUGAAAAUUGCUCAGCAAUUUUUCCAGCUGGUGGGAGGAUCUGCUAGUGAAUGUGAUACUAUCCCUGGAAGACAAUGUAUGGCUUCUUGCUUCUUUCUGCUCAGGCAGUUUGAUGAUGUCCUAAUAUAUCUCAAUUCAGUGAAGAGUUAUUUCUAUAAUGAUGACACUUUUAACUUUAACUACGCACAAGCCAAAGCUGCUACUGGCAAUACUAGUGAGGCUGAGGAGGUGUUCCUCCUGAUUCAAAGUGAGAAAAUAAAGAAUGAUUUUGUUUACCUCAGUUGGCUAGCACGCUGCUAUAUUAUGAAUAAGAAACCAAGAUUAGCCUGGGAACUCUAUCUAAAGAUGGAAACUUCAGGAGAAUCCUUUAGUCUUCUGCAGCUAAUUGCAAAUGACUGCUACAAA